GCCCCGUGCCCUGGUGCUCCGGUGUCCCAGUAUCCCGGUGUCCUGGUAUCCCGGAGUCCCGGAGCGGCCGCCGAGCCCCUGCACGGACGGUUCUUCUACUUAAUGCUUUAGAUUCUGGGCUGUAGUAAGAAGAAAUCUGGACAUCCUACAGAAAAUACUGUUGGAGGUGCACUGGGAGUAGAGGGCCGACUUUGGCUUUCCAUGUGCAAUAAUCCUCAGCAUGUUCUUGUUCCAUCCCACUCUGGCCGGGGCCUUUCUCCUGCUCUUCCUCCUUCCAGGAAUUUGGGUUUCAGCUGAGAACAUCAACUUUUACAACGUGAGGCCUCCCCUGGACCCCACCCCAUUUCCAGAGAGCUUUAAGUGCUUUACCUGUGAGAAUGCAGAGGACAAUUACAGCUGUAACAGAUGGGCUGAAGAUCGAUGGUGCCCUGAAAGUAAGUGCACUCAGUACUGCUUGACAGUUCAUCUCUUCACAGACCACGGCAAGAGCACGUCAGUCACCAAAAAAUGUGCCACGGGGGAGGAAUGUCACCUCGUGGGCUGCCACCGGCACGGAGAAAGUGGCCACACAGAAUGUGUUUCCUGCUGUGAGGGCAUGAUCUGCAACGUGGAGAUCCCGACCAAUGCCACCAACGCCGUGUUCGCCGUCCUGCCCGCCCGGAGGACGUCGGGUGGCAGCAGGAGGACAGUCAGCGUGGCAGUGCUGGUGUCAGCCCUGAUGGUCACCCUGUCCUGACCCUGCACCCUCACCACACACCUCCUUGGGCCAUCAGGACUGUCAGGAUCUUCCAGGAGAAAUCUCUGGCACUUCUUAAUUCCAGAAAACGCGAAUGCACAUCGUGAAGUCCUUGGAUAUUUUCAUGAAGAUGCUUCACGUGGCCCCCGGUAUUUACAGAUAUUUACAAAUAAACCCCAGGACAACCCACUUGGACUGAGCAGGGGGGGUGAACUCAAGUCCUAAUUGACUGGUUUAUGAUGAAAAUGCACAUUUGCUUGGUGUGUUUUCUGGACAGAGAGAACUGUGACAAUCCCUUUCCCAGCUUUCGAUGGAUGAUGUGCCAAAGUGGAAACUGCUUUUUAACUGCUUAAAAAGGACCCAGAGUUUCUUGUCUUGGUCAACAGGUGUAUUUAAGCUUAUCUUUAGCCAUGGUUUUCAUAGAGAACAUAUAUGAGAGGACUUCUGCUUUGAUCAGAGCUGUAAUUCCUCCUGCCAAUAAUACAAAACGAUCCUUUAUUAUCUUGCUUUUCUUUCAAAUGUGUCACCCUCCAGUUUUGAAAUGGUGUGAAAUGAUGGAGGAUUUCCAAAAAUGACCAGAAUUCCUGAUCCCCUGCCCCCAAGGGAUGACUUUCUUGCCAUUGAGUCUCCCCUCAGCUGGAUUUUCACCUUUGGGAUAUUGGAAUCCCACGACUUUAAAACUGCAGCUACAACCGAGCAGCUUUGUUGUCAUAAAAACUGUAAGUGGACACUUGGUAUAAAUAAAGAGAGAAAUCUCUGUUCUCUCUUGAUUUGCAAGAAGUUCCUCCCAGAAAUAUUAUUGUCCUUGAUGGAUUUUCUAGGUCAGCACUGUUGGAUACCCCAGGCCUCUGGACAUCAUCCUGUUUGAAAAAUUUGGGCCAAUAUUCUGCUUUUCCUGACAAUAUUCUGGGGUUUAAUGUGGUUUAUUUGCAUAGUUUGACUGUCUGACUCCUCAUUUAGGUGGUUGCUCAUCUCAUUCAUCAAUUAGAUGAACAGCUGCAAAUCUGACAAACAGCAGAGUUUAGAUGAUGUACAUUAUCAUACAUUAAUUUAUUUGAGAAAACUGAUUUUCAGGCACUCCACGGUGUCUGUAUUUCAGCUUGGGUUCACAGGUGUUAUAACUCAAAUAUGUUCAAUUUAAUGCCUAAAUUAGCCACACCUUUUGGAAAUUAUGUUCCUGUCAAUGCACACUCAUGUCUUUAAAUGCCCUUUGAACCUGAAAAUAAUUCAUGAACAAUGGCAAAUCCCUCAAUUUGUGCAGCUGAGGAAAGAGAAGUGUAUUUUUUAUGAUAUAUAAGUGUAAGAUUAUUUUUUUUAUUAUUUACAUUGCACUGAACAGCCUAUAGAAGGUUUAUUUUUAAAAGCUUAAAUACUGAUAAAUUCUUCACUAUUCAGUGUUGUUUGUGUGAUGUUUCCUGUCUGCUGUGUUACUGGUUUAUAUCUUCUCCAGAAAUGGCACUUUUAAUUAAAAAUAUUCAAAUAUUUGCUGGUGGAAAACAUUUGUGGUGACAAAAAUUGCUUGGUAGACUCCUGGCAAAACCUGAGUUUGAAUUAAAAUCUCUCCUGGCCUCAGUAUAGUUUAGAAUUUUAUCUGCUUUGGCUUUUCCCAGUUUUUGGGAGUAUUUACAGAUGCCAAUCCUCCCUUUUUGGAGGGUGAUUUGUCCUGGUAGAGGCACUCUGUGCCCAGAGACAUUAAAAAGGACAAGAAAACUUGAUUAAUUUGCAUUUCUCAAACUUUGAUUGCUGGAAUUGUUGCUAAAGUGUAGUUUUGUGGUGUUGAAGUGGAAAUAAAAUUUACUGUUAUAUUUCAUAGAAUAUCCUGAGUUGGAUCCACAAGGAUCA
Messenger RNA from Neopelma chrysocephalum (saffron-crested tyrant-manakin), 2578 nucleotides. It is a transcript of the gene LYPD6B, whose product is annotated as LY6/PLAUR domain containing 6B. Gene Ontology annotation, molecular function: acetylcholine receptor regulator activity. The record is from RefSeq and is a predicted model, not a curated record. NCBI's taxonomy places the organism in Eukaryota, Metazoa, Chordata, Aves, Passeriformes, Pipridae. The transcript is spliced from 6 exons. The coding region runs from base 221 to 736 and encodes 171 amino acids.